Molecule: messenger RNA, 1614 nt
Organism: Giardia duodenalis
Lineage: Eukaryota; Fornicata; Diplomonadida; Hexamitidae
Product: Kinase, NEK
Exons: 1
Coding region: 1-1614 (537 amino acids)
Biological process (GO): protein phosphorylation
Molecular function (GO): protein kinase activity; ATP binding
Source: RefSeq, a predicted model, not a curated record
AUGUUGCCAGAACAGUAUAGUAGCAGUGACGCAAUCUCUAAUGCUAUAGACCAACACCUCUCUUCAUUCAAGUAUCUGUCUCUCUAUACUCUCAAGGGAACGGACAAGUUCAUGGCCGAGGAGAUUGAUGCCGAGAUACAGGGUGAAGGUGAGCGUGCCACGCUGGAUAUGCUGUACGCAGAGUACGCCUCUGCACAGCUUCUGGCACACUCCAACAUUAUCAGGUAUCAUGGUCUCUUUGUACACGCAUAUUACGUCUAUAAUGUCACUCAGUUCUGUGCCACCCCGCUGAGUGCCGUGAAAUUUUACAAUAAAGAUUGCGGCUUGUCCGUCAGCGAUGUACUUAAGUUCACAGCCCAGACGGCACUUGCCCUAGCCUACCUCCACAGUCCAUAUAAGGUCGGUCCGCAACACAUAAGCACGUUUUGUCUUCCACGGGUGCAUGGAUGGAUGUCCUUAGACUCCGUAGUUAUUGACGCCGCCUCCUCCAGAUAUGUGGUCAUGGACCUGGUACCUACUUUGAGGAGACUUCGGGUAAAGUCGAAGAGAACCCCCAUGUCGAGACGGUAUUUUUCGCCCGAAAAGCUCUUGCGUGGGGACGACUCUCCUGGAUUCCCUCAGGAUGAUGCCUGGAGUCUUGGCAUCAUUCUGUAUGAGUGUAUCACAAAUCAGAAAUUUAACUGCCCCGAUAAAGAACACUAUGCUACAGAAGAGCAGUGGACUGAAUUCAUGGGGAAACAUAUUGACUUAAUUCAAGACGUUUGGCUCCGAAAUCUUGUUAUGCAGCUUCUUGCCUUCAAUCCAGCUGAGCGUUUGACAGUGGAGGAGCUUCUGAUGGACCCACGGAUUGCUCAGGCAGCAGCAGACAACGAGGCGAGGCUUGUGUCUCACAUGGAGCUUUCUUUCCUAGGAGACAAGAGAAUGCAGUGCCUAUACCCAGAGAUCGUUCAAGCAAACAAGGAUCUGCACUCUAACCUGGAUCAGUUACUCUCGGAAAUAAGUGGUGAAGAAAGGAGAAGCUUUGAGUUGAAGGAGCAAUGCGAAGAUCUAACGACUCAGCAAGAAAGCCUCCUCUCUGAGAUAGCUAUGCAACAAGCAGCCGUCAGCUCUAUGAAAGAUCUUGCAAAUGAUAUCAAUCCAAACUAUGACCAGCUUAAGGCCGAACUUGAGGAACUCGCUAGGUAUCUAGACAUCGAUAUUAAUCAGGAAAACACACUUUCCAUGCUAAAUGGUGCAGAUCAGGCAAUCCAAGACAUGAUGAAUGCGAUACAACAACUACAAGAGCUAGUCUCGAUAUAUAAUGACCACAAGGAGCGCAUUAGAGAUCCAAAUCAAUUGAAUAGAGAAGCUGAUGCAAUGUUAGUAGAUCUAAAGAGCACUAUCUAUUCUACUGCGCAGUUCAUUGCUCGCUUAAGUAAGGAUGCUUGCGUUGAUCUUCUGGACAGUGACAUUCCCACGUGCUCUGUAUGCCUAGGAAGUUUAUCUAAUAUAGUAUUUUAUCGGUGCAACCAUAUUGCGUGCUGUAAUGUCUGUUUGGAGCACAUAUUAAAUAGUACGCGCACGUGUCCCAUCUGCAGGACAGAGAUAACUCAGUACAAGGAGGUAACUUGGUAA